Messenger RNA from Odocoileus virginianus texanus, 2012 nucleotides. The record is from RefSeq and is a predicted model, not a curated record. NCBI's taxonomy places the organism in Eukaryota, Metazoa, Chordata, Mammalia, Artiodactyla, Cervidae.
UUGCCUCCAGAGCCAAAACCCCGGCGGCGGACGCGGAAGGCAGAGCCAGCUGAGCUUCUCGCUUCCUCAAGGCAACCUGUGGCGCCUUGAACGAGGUCCGCAGAGGCCAGUACACUGAAGCGCCCCGCGGAAGCCGAGCAGAGGGUAUCCAGAAGGCUAGUUCCGGGCCUUCUGCCCUUCUCCAGGAAGAAGAUGCGAGCCAGCCCCAUCCGCAUCCCAGCUGUCACCAAUGAUACCGACUGGGACUUCUGCUUCCAUCUGUCCCAGCAAACCAAGAUCCCAGAACAUCAGCGAACAGAUGAGUCAUCUCCCACUAGUGGAUCUGAAGAGAGUGAGGAAGACACCAAAGCCAAGGAGAAGGCCAUAGACUGUAUGUCUCAUCCCAAAGAGAAAUUGGCCCAAUCCCAGAAGAAAAUAGCUCAGCUGAUUAAGGGGAAAAAGAACAUUGAAGCAAAUAAGGAGCUGAUUCGCUGUGUCAUCCUUUCUCGGAUUAUUUUUGGGGAAGAACACUGGAAAUGUGCACAGGCUUUGGCCACCCUGGCUUAUGGCUACCUGACACUGAGAGGCCUUCCAGCUCAGGCCAAGAAACAUGCCGAGUCCGCCAAGAACGUCCUGCUGACCUGGAAGGGAACCACAACCUCAGACAAGGAAGAAAAGCAAAUUCUGGAGACUCUGGUCAUGCUCUACUACACUCUGGGGGUGGCCUGCCUCCUGCAAACCAAUGGCAGAGAGGCGUAUUUGAAUCUGCAGAAGUCAGAGAGAAACAUGAAGGAGCUGAGGAAAUCAUAUAAGGGAGGCACUUGUGGGUUACAGGUCUCAGAGAAAGAUCUAACAAUUGCUUUGGGCAGAGCCUCCUUGGCCAACUGCAGGUUAAACCUUGCACUGGUAUACUUUGAAAAGGCGGUUGACAACGUUAUUGCCAAUAAGGGUGACAACACGUCAGAUCUGGUCAGCCUUUACCAGGAAAUGGCUCGGAUCGAGCAGCUGAGGAGGAACCAUGAAUACGCCAUCCAGUACUUGCACCAGGCCCAUUCUAUCUGUGUCUCUUCGUACACUGAAGUCAGCCCCCAAGCUGCAGAGGCGAGCGCGUUACUAGCCAAGGCUUAUGCCAUGUCUGGAGAGGUCCAACACAAGGAUGCUGUUGGGCUGUAUUUUAUGAAAAGCAUCACUGCAUAUCAAACAACAUUGGGCCCAGAUGAUUAUGAAACACUGACAACUGUUGAAGAAUUUUGCAAAUGGCUUGUUCAAAAUGGGGAAAAGCAGGCAUGUGAAGAAACAGCAUGGAUCUGACAUGAUCUUGUUGGCCAUGUGAUAACCAGUUUAAGAGUAGGGUUCUAGGCACAUAAUAGGGAAGUUUUUUUUUUUUUUUCAAGGAAUGAAGAAAAAGCUUCUUUUAUUUCACAUUUGAACAUUUUUAUAAAUGAUGACAUUUUCUUUGGUUCUGUUAAUUGACACUCAUAGAGGCAAAAAACGUGGUGAUGAUUUGCAAUGUUUUCUUUUAUUAUUUUUAUAAUGGCUUUGGCAUUUUCUGUUGGUUCAGAAGAUUAAUGUAAGCUAGCAAAGCCAGAGAUGUAUCUAAUAUUUUAAUUUAGUUUCCAUGGUGUGAAGGCACUUGGUCAGAAUCUCGUAGCUUAUUCUUGUUAGGUUCUGAUACAGUGAACAUCAUGACUUUGUGAUAAGACACCAGUAUCAAUGCCUAACAGCUGUCUGCUUCUAACCACAUGUACCAAUCUCCUAGAGAGAGAGAAGAAAGCAUCUGAGUGUCAGAUGGCUCUGAAUCUAAACCACAAGCAGGACUGUGGACAGAUCACCUUUACUACUAGGAAACUAGCUCCAGGAGGGCAAGGGUUUUUGUCUGUUUUGUACACUGCUGUGUCCUCAAUGCCUAAAACAGUAACUGGUACAUAGUAGGUGCUCAAUAACUUGAAUUACUUGCUGAAUUUCAUAACACACUUGCUGUGGGAUGUGCGUAUGUGCUAAGUCACUUCAGUCUGACUUCAGUGUCCGACUCU